AGUUUCCGUGCAUGUGAUGUUAGUUCGGAAAGAAAAAAAAAACAAGAUGGAUUCGAGUGAUUUGUCGGAUGAGCCCGCGGAGAAGCGAGCAAAAAUGGCUUGUCCUUCUCUUCCGGCGUCUGUGAGCAUUCAAGAUUUCCUGACUUCGCGGGAAGCGGAAAUCCGCGUCGUCGUGGAUCUUCUAGCCGGAGACAAAAACAAGAAGAUGACGGUUGCUCAGCGGGAAUUGCCGUUUGCCAUGAGGAGACGAGCCAUGAGCCACAAUGUGAAACGGUAUCCGAAGCGACUGAGAACUCCAGCAUUGAAAAACACUGUUUCGAUGGCAAAGAAACCCAAGCGACCGAGUAAAAAGUACCGGCAUCGAGCCUUCAACAAAGUGAAGGAAUUCGAGAAGAGGCAAAGGAAGAGUUUAUGGCUCGAAACCCACGUUUGGCACGCGAAACGCUGCAGAAUGGAGGUCAUGUGGGGCUACAAGGUCGCCGUCGCCGUGAGGUCGAAUGACAAGAUCUACAGGAGUUCUUACAGGGCCAUGAAGUCUCGGGAUUCCUGCGUCAUGGUGGAUUUGUCAUACAUGGUCUGUAUGGAAUUGAGUGGCCCAAAAGGCCGACUGGAGGCCCAACUAGAAAGCGUUUUUCUUAACUUAUCCGUGAAUGACUGUAAAGGGAAAGAAGUCGUCUAUCACCUUUUUUCCGAGGAUGGACGCUUGAUUUCGCCUGUGAAUUUGUUGAGGAAUUGUCACGAAGACGACGACUCCUACUGGCUCUGGACUCACCCGACUUCUCACGAGCAAGUGCUGGAAAGACUCAAACGCGUCUUGAAUCUCGACGAGGACAAGGUUCCCUCAACCGAGCCCGAGACGGAUGAAGAAAGCCGAGGGAAACUUUCCAAGGACCGGGUCAAGUUGAAGAAGCUUUUGUCGCAACCCGUUUUCGCGAACCCGGAGACUGGGAUCGAGAUUCGAGUUCUCAAGGACAACCUGAACCGCUUUCGCUUUAUCGGCGGUGGAUGUUCGAGUGUGUUUCAGCGAGUUUUGCAGCCUGUCGCGAGUCUGGGUGAUUGUGAAUGGAUGCUUGAUGCCGGUGGACGAGAUGAUAAGCAACCGAACGGAGACGUUGUUCGAGCCCUCGAAGAGAAGACG
Notodromas monacha is the source of this 1138-nucleotide messenger RNA. Lineage: Eukaryota; Metazoa; Arthropoda; Ostracoda; Podocopida; Cyprididae. The record is from the annotation of a GenBank genome assembly.